CCCCUCCUUCCCCGCAUUCAAUGCAAGAUGAGGCUAUUUAACUGAGCUUGACAGAAGGGAUCUGUAUGGGAAUGAUUGCCUCAAUUUUUAUCAGCAACGCAAUCAGCUAUCAUGGCUCCUACAUUCCGCGCAGAACAAAUCGGGUCGUUGAUGCGGCCCGAGGAGCUGUUGGCUGCCCGUAACGCCGCCGGACUGGGGCGCAUCUACACCCGAACCAACGUGCCGGAAGAUGUGCAGCAGGCGACGAAACAGGCGAUCGCCAAGGUGGUGGAGCAGCAGCAGGCGCACAAGGUGCGCCCUAUCAUGACCGGAGAGUUUGAGCGGCCCAUCUUCUAUGCCGGAUUCUUUGAGAACCUGGAGGGUUUCGAGUUGACCAAGGUCCCCAUUCCUGCAGGCUACCGCACGGGGCUUCCAACCGUGCAGACGCUCGAGAAGCUGGGCAUCAAGGAACGGGAUGCCUGCGUGGCUGUGGGCAAGAUUCAGCACGUGCGCAGCCCGUACCUGGCCGACUGGGAGCACCUGCGGAGUCUGGUGCCACAGGAACAGUGGAAGGAGUGCAAGAUGAGCAUGCCGUCUAUCACUUGGCAGCACCAACAUUUGCGCGCGGGGGCCGCCUACACGGCUUCUAGUUCGUACACGACCGACAAAGAGUACUUUGCAGACCUUGCAACGGCCUUUGCACGCGAGUACCAGGUCCUUUACGACGCGGGACUGCGCUCCAUUCAGGUUGACGAUCCGGCCAUGACAUUCUUUGUCACGGACGAGAUGCGAUCGGGGUGUCUGGCGGAUGGGAUUGACCCGGAUGAACUACUGGACCUGUAUAUCUGGGCGCACAACGAAAGUCUCCGGGACCGACCCGCAGACCUUCAUGUCGGAGUGCACCUCUGUCGGGGCAAUAUGCCUGGGUCAACGCACGUACUCAGCGGGUCGUAUGAGCGGAUCGCGCGACGCAUGUUCACUGAGCUCGACUACGACACAUUCUACCUCGAGUACGACACGGAGCGCGCGGGAGAUUUCCAGCCGCUGCGGCAUUUGCCGGUGGGCAAGAACGUGGUGCUGGGAGUGGUGUCGACGAAGGCACCGGAAUUGGAGACGGUAGAGGAGCUGCAAGCGCGUGUGUAUGAAGCGGCGGAUGUGAUUGCACAGGGGCAAGGCCGGAGUCGGCAAGAGGUUCUCGACAGCUCGCUUGGAGUGAGUCCGCAGUGUGGCUUCUCAAGUGUGAGCUAUGGUCGGGGAAUUGGAAUGACGGAGGAGCGCAUGUGGGAGAAGCUGCAGCUGGUGCAGAAAGUAGCCGAGCGGGUGUGGCAGUAAUCUAGAGUAGUGUGUAUGCGCUUCACUAUAUUCAAAUG
Aspergillus eucalypticola CBS 122712 is the source of this 1349-nucleotide messenger RNA. Its product is annotated as cobalamin-independent methionine synthase II family protein. The record is from RefSeq and is a predicted model, not a curated record. Bases 112 to 1311 code for a protein of 399 amino acids. The transcript has a single exon. Lineage: Eukaryota; Fungi; Ascomycota; Eurotiomycetes; Eurotiales; Aspergillaceae. Gene Ontology annotation, molecular function: zinc ion binding; 5-methyltetrahydropteroyltriglutamate-homocysteine S-methyltransferase activity.